CUAUGCUCCAUCGAAGUGACCUGUGAGAGCGCCAGCGUCAUGGCGGCCACCUUGGCCAACGGCGGCUUCUGUCCAAUCACGGGCGAGCGCGUGCUGAGCCCGGAGGCAGUGCGUGACACACUGAGCCUCAUGCACUCCUGCGGCAUGUAUGACUUCUCUGGCCAGUUCGCCUUCCACGUGAGUAUACUGUACCUCGCCAUAUUCCACAGUGGCUAUUCCUUGUCUCCCAUCCUUUAUCUGCUCUGACAAAAAUAACUUUAACCUGGCCUGUGUUUUCAGAAAAGUGCAAAUGGAAGAGAGUAGACAAGAAAAGGAAGCAAUUUUACACUAUUCAAAUCAAAUCAAACUGUAUUUGUCACAUGCACCGAAUACAACAGGUGUAGACCUUUACGUGAAAUGCUUACUUACAAGCCCUUAACCAACAAGGCAUUUUUAACUAAAUUCAGUUAAGAAAAUAUUUACUAAAUAAUCUAAAGUGAAAAAUAGUAAAAAUAACAAUAACGAGGCUAUAUACAGGGGGUACCGGUACCGAGUCAAUGUGCGGGGGUACAGGUUAGUCAAGGUAAUUUGUACAUAGGGGUAGGGGUAUUGAGAUGCACCCAGAGUGUCAGACCACCACAUUGACUUUUGUGGUCCAGUCAAAGCACAGCUUAUUAUGCCCAAUAUUGCCACUCUGACAGAUUCUGCCUUUUCCUUCCCCCUCCUGCCCAAUACGGCCCUUUUCAGUCCCAUCCAGCCGGUCUCUGCCCCACAAUGUCCUCAAUUGCCCUCCACUGGGCUCCAGUCCCUCCAGUCGCUGUCCUUGCCAGAACAAACCAGGCCAAUGGUCUACCAAUUGCCCCCAUGGAGGAUUAUCCAAUCAGAUGUUACGCGAUUAUCCAGUCAAGUAUUCCCACGCAAAAUAGAGACACGUGAUUGUAUACAAAUGUAAACAAGGUUUGAAAUGAUUAUGUUUUAGUCAAAUAUUAUAUCUGUUUGGGCUUCUUGCGGUCAAUUUGCAAUCUACAAAUUAUUUGUAAUUAUGUUCCGGCCCCCAGACCAUCCGCUCAAGAAAAAAUCUGCCCUGCGGCUGAAUCUAGUUGAUGAUCCCUGCUGUAGGUCCUAUGCUUUCUUUCAUUGCUUUCACUCUGUGUGUCUGUCUCUCACUCACUCUUAGUGUGUAUAAAGCCCUGGGCCUGUAUUCACCACGAGUCUCAGAGUAGAAGUGCUGAUAUUGGAUCAGUUUUGUCUUAGAUCAUAAUUAAUAAGAUUAUAUGGACAAAGGGGAGCUGAUCCUAGAUAAGGAACUUUUUACAUUUUGGGCCCUGAUGUCCACAGAGUUGUGGGUAACCUCUCCCUGUGUCUUUGUGUCUCUAGGUGGGCUUGCCAGCCAAGUCGGGCGUGGCAGGGGGCAUCCUACUGGUGGUGCCCAACGUCAUGGGCAUCAUGUGCUGGUCUCCUCCACUGGACAAGCUGGGCAACAGUGUCCGAGGCAUUCAGUUCUGCACGGUACGGGGACACACUGACACCUGCGAAUAGACAUGCACUCAAUCCCCCCCACACACAUAUUACCACUACCACCCUCACACAUGAUCAUAUUUCUGCAUCUUAUUAUCUCUCGCCCUCUCUCCUCUCCCGCUCUCUGAGCCAUAUUCUGAGCCGCCACGGCAUAUGAAUCCUUCUACCAUGAGAAAUGAGCUCUUCUAGCCGAGCUACUCCUCCUAAAGCAUCUGCGAUUUACAUACCUUUUGCUCUGACAAGGCCUCACAGACACAUCUUAUUUAGUGCAUUGCCCGGCCCAUUAUAGCUUCUUGUCAUCUCUUUCUUCUCCCCCCCUAGUAAUUUUUCUCUUCCCCGCCAUGCAUUAUUCAUUCAUAGGUCACUGUCUGAUUCCUUUAUUUUGCUGCAUCGCGGGGGAAGUGAGAUGAAUGCAUACAGUUUGAUUCAGAACCUAAGCUAUUCUUCAUUGUUCCUGCAGGGAAACUCAUUGUGCAGCCAGGAGUACAUAAGACACAGACACAUAAAACAAUUUCCCAAGUAAUACUCUACUCUCUACUGUCUACUCUACUCAAACAAGUAAAAAAAUAAAAUUGGAUGGAUGCUAUUUUCUGUUUGUGCCAACUAAGCUGGUUAUGGAAUUUCACCCAAUUGUAUGCUGUAUGACUUAUGUUGCAUAACAAGAUUUCUGAAUGGUACAUACUGUAUGUAGAUGUAUGUUUACUUGUGAUAUCCCAUAGUGAACUAGUAGGUGCUUUCUCAUUGAGGCCCAGUCAUUGCGGUGGGGUUUCAUACAGGUACAGAUACAGCUAUGUGUUGUUCCAGCUAUGAGCCGUAGAGAGAGGCCCCACGCCAGUCUGCUCCUUAAUAACAAAGUGAUGAAUGAGUGAUUUAGAUCUCACGGCUGGAAAUGCCAGGAAUCACUGUCAACAUGUUGUUGAAGAACACAAUGUUCUUUAACACCAUAACUGCCAUAGGCCAACGGCCAGUGACGUUUGAUUUUGUAAAUAAAAUAAAUUGGACCCCUAAAAAAAGCUACCUCCUGCUCCUUCCCUGAUUUUACAAAAUGUUUGUAUUUUUGCAUUGCUCAUUUCUCAGAAUUUUUUUAUCACAAACUAAAAUUAUAUAACCUUUAAACUGUUUUUCACACCUAUUCCCAACUUAACCCACCAAGACAAUGUGCUGUAGGACGUUGGUACCCAGCCAGGCGCUAAUGCGUCUCUCUCUCCUCACUGAAUGAAUGACAAAUGGAUGAAUGGGUGAUAAUUGUGCACUUUACUUCAAAAUUGAAUUCAAAUUAGGCCUAACUGAAUGAUAAGGAAGGUGAAGAGCGUUGAUUUAAUUUAGAAAGACAAUAGUGUAAUGAUGAGUUUGUGUUAUGCCUAUUUAUCAGCUUUGGCGCUCAUGUUUAUAGCAAAUAAUUUGAAUGCGCGCCUUGCGGGUUGAUAUAUCAUUCUCUUUUAUGUUUUACUUUGUAAAAAUAAGCUGUUACUGUUUUAUUUACUAUAACUCUAUUACUAAUCAAAUGUAUUGUAAGGGAAACGAAAACAUGCUGUUGCAGUAGGCCUUUAGAAUAAUGCAAAACAUAUCCCUAACUCUAUCCGAAUUGAGUAGCAAGGGGAAACAAACGAUGCCAGUCAGCCUGCGCAGCCGGCCCAUUGAAACUACACCGAAACUAAUUUCACACAUAAUAAGAGUUAUCCUAAAGACAAGAUUAAAUUGACAAUAGUCUGAGUGACAAUAUUAUCAGUUGUCAAAUUGUACAUGAAGAGAUGGGCACAGCUUGGAAUUGACAGAUGCAGGGAAAGGAGUAUCACUUUAUCAAAUCCUCCUUCAGUCACAUGCAGGUAAAUCGUUUUGAUUUCUAUAUAGUAUCAGAAAGGGCAUAUUCUGCAGUUUCUAUGACACUUACCUUACCAUACAUAUUUCCAAAUAACAUAAUACUAGUACUAGUAACAUAAUAAACAAAUAAAGAAAAAUUAGACAUUUUCUUAUUACCACAAUGUUUCUUUAGACCUGCCAAAACGAAAUGAUAACGAUUUCUUUGUGAUGGAUUUAAAUCUUGAACUAGUGUUUUUUUCAUUUUUAUUUAUAGACUAGGGUAACAUAAGCUAAUAAAAAUGUUAUUUGAAAUACGUUUUUUUGUAUUCUAAUAUUACGACCUUCAUAAACACAACCAAAUUAUUAUUCUGCCGAUAGCAUAUAUGAAAUGUAUUUAUUAGACUGUUAGAAUGUUGAUGCGUCAUUGGCUGAAAGGAGGGUCCAUCAAGGCUAGGUGUUCUCUAGCGGUUACUUAUAUGCUGAAAGGCCCGACGGUUCUAAUGUUAACUCUACCUACUCGUGACCUGGCGUUGGUCUAGUGGCAAUGGUUAGCGUCACCGCCUUCAGCAUAUGACAUAAUAAUAUGCCAUAAUUUAUCCAAAGCGACUUACAGUCAUGCGUGCAUACAUUUUUGUGUAUGGGUGGUCCCGGGGAUCGAACCCACUACCUUGGCGUUACAAGCGUUACAAGCGCCGUGCUCUACCAGCUGAGCUACAGAGGACCACAUGUACGACAAUGUCCGCGUGGGAUCGAAUCCCAGUCCCACCGCUAUUCUGAUACACGCUUGAGUUUAGAUUUCUUUCUGUUUCUUUCUCUCUCUGUCUUGCUCGCUCGCUCUGUCUCUCUUUUUCUCUCUGUCUCUCACUCCUUCCGUCUGACCAUGACGCUCUCAUUCUAUGCGUUUCAGGACUUGGUGUCUCUCUUUAACUUCCACAACUAUGACAACCUGAGGCACUUUGCCAAGAAGCACGAUCCUCGCAGGGAGGGAGGCGACCAGAGGGUGAGUACACGCAGUCCCAACCAUCCCCUCCACACACACCUUUACACAAGCACACACACGCACACAGACCCACCCCUCUUCCAUUGUUACCACACCCUCCCAGAACAACAGAAUGUGCCUGAUAUAAUGGUGCUAAAUUGUCUGUAGCCGAGUAUCUAAGGGUUGCUAAUGAGAGUUCCUAAAGAAAGAUUGUUGCCCUAGUUAUUUAGAUAGCUACAGUACACUCUAAUGUAUUGACAUUUGGAUUAUGUUUGUGGAUGUUUGAUAAUUGUAUAUAUAUUUUGGGGAAUUUACUUGUUAAUCUGGUUUGCCCUUUUGAAGGGGAUUGUCAUUUAAUUUAGUUUAAUCUCAAGGUUUUCAGUAAGCUUUGGCAUGCUUGGUAAAAAAUAAUAAUAAUUAAAGGUUAGGAUUGAUUUUGAAAUAUCCUUUCCUUUUGAUCUAAAAAUAGUGUUUUAAUCAGAGUGUGUUUAGAGGUAAGGGGCAUCUCUGUCAGAGCAAACCUGACACACACACAUGCCAAACAGUCAUAGACACAAUAAAGAAAGGCCUACACAUAGUCCAUUACAUAGUUACAAAACUUAACACAUUACCAACCACGCAUAGAUAGUCAGUCAGUCACACACACACACACACACACACACACGUAGAGCAGCCGCACUCGUGGCAUGUGCUGGCAGACCCGACUAAUCUGUUAUCCCAUGUUGCUUGAAACAGCAGUUUACCUUCGGACCCAUGGAUUACGAGAGCCUUCAGCAAGAGCUAGCUCUCAAAGACUCUCUGUGGAAAAAGGUGGUGCCCACUGAGUGCCACGAGGACAGCUCCACCACUGUAGUCUAUAGGAUGGAGAGUGUCGGGGAGCGCAACUAGGACCCCCUCUCUCCUCCCACCUCCUGUCUCCUUUCUACGCCCAUAUAUGACUUCAUAUAUUUAUAUAUAUUAUCAAGAGGAUUAUUUAUUUCUAUGAGGUUGUUUUUUUGUUUGGCGGAUUGUAAAACAUAAUGUAAUGUCACAUUAUGUACUGGUGAUGAAUGAUAAUUGAUCCUACCUGAGUUACUCUACCUUUUUUUUUUCUGUGUGUCCUUGUGUGUUUUUGGGGGUCCUGCAGAGCCGAGGGAAGCCCUUCCGGCUGCCUGUCUAGAAUGUCGGACUUUAGGGGCCUGAAGGGAUUGCCUGGCUCAGAUUAAGGCUUUGCAUGUAGACUUGAUUCGUCAUUGCAUGUGUACUUCAAUAUCUACUGACAGGUUUGAGUUCCUGAAUCUGUCAAACAUGCCAGUGUGGGUAUUAGGCACAAUGUAAUGUGUUUGUUAACCAAAGCGAGGGAGGUUUUCUCAAACCAAAAGCCAAGGGAGGAUGUGGAGUGUUGUGAUUUGAAGUGUUUUGACACAUAGAAAUGUAAUGUAUCUCAUGAUAUUUCUAUGCGUUGACAGGCUCUUAAGGUUACUACAAGCUCAACUCAGUUGAUCUGCGUGCGUGCACAUGGGUGAAGUGGGAUUUUUGGAGUAGCGGACACCUUUUGGUAACAGGAUAUCCUUGCCGGUCCCACUCCCAUUUUUUAUUUUGGUCUUACAUUUCUUUGAAAACAAGGAAGAGUAGCCUUCCCUUGCUAAUAGUAAGUAGCUAGCUGGCAGCCUGGCUAUCUGGCUUUAGCCUGGCUAAAAACAUAGCAGGCUAGCUAGUCUUUUUAGCUUCCCACAUCUCCAUGUGAAAUAAUCAGAUUUAUAAUUUAGAAAUAGGCCCUGGCAAAUAUUCUUAUACUUGCUGGUGUAACCGAAAACAUUAUCCCAGUUUGAUAUGCUGUUUGUGUAUUAAUUCUCAUAUCAGUUAAAAAUAGAACGUCAACAUGUUUUGGUCAUGGAGUAAAAAAGCACAUGGCUAGCUAGUUGGCUACAGCAGGUUCUACCAUUUCACAAUAGCCUGGAAUCACUAGUUAUUUUUUCUAAACAAAAUACCUUUUUGGGUGGAUUCUUGUUUGGUUUACUUUUUGAACAGUCGCUGAGAUUAUAUUUGGUUAUCAAUGCAAAAUAGGCUACUUUGAUGAAUAGCCUAUAUAGCCUACAUAUCAGAUCAAGGAACCAAGCAAUAAUACUGCCCCCACGGCUGCGGAGGUAAUGAUACUGCGUGUCUCUUCAGGUAGUAAAACAGUAUGUGGAACUCCAGAGCGUAUUACAAGGAGCUGCCCCUUUUGUGAUGAAAAACGACAUUGCAACACCGAUAUUUGCAUCUGCGUAGAGCUUGUAGUAAGCUUUAGAAGAGCAAACUAUGAGAUUAUAAUAAGGCACUUAUCAGGCGUGACACUGAGACUAUAUCAGUCGGACCAUUCUAACUUGCAUACAGGCCCUUUACCUUUCACAUACCAGCAACGUUGUCAGUGUCAGCAUCUCACACGAGUUGAUUCUCAACUGCUGUUGAGUGGACCGUAGCUUUUCAUCAAGGUCGUAAAAGGUGAUGCAUUCAACCCCCUUCUGUGUGUGUGUGUGUGUGUGUGUGUGUGUGUGUGUGUGUAUUUGAGUGGUCCAUGCACGUGUGUGUACCGUGUUGAUCUAAGCUGUGACGCAUGCCGAGGGGACAUUGACCCUGGCUGUGACAGACAGACCGACAGACACCCCACAAGCCGUUAGUUUUCAUGACAUAGCCUAGUAGAAUCCUGCUGGAUCUAUUCCAUAGGCAGUUGCAGUAUGUAUAUGUCAGAUGGCAUAUCAUGGUUAUAUAGGUCAUACGUGUAUAUAUAUUGUACAAGUCAGUAUACCAUUGAGAUAAAGUGUGAUCACACAUUGUUACCAAUUAUAUUUAAUCCGUAUUAUUACUGUCAAUAACGCUUAGCUACCCUUAAAGUCAAAGGGUAAACCAGUUAUCUUAUCUAUACUGUAGCUUAAGAAUGCAUCAUAUUUAUUUCCAUAUGUACUGUAUCUAUAGUUUUGCCAUAGACUGUAUUGUUUGCCUGACAUGCUGUGUGUGUGUGUGUGUGUGUGUGUGUGUGUGUGUGUGUUUUGGGGGAUUGUUAUCUUGCAGUAAGCUUGACGAAACUCAACAGCAGCUCAGAACGGCAAGGGAAUCAACUUAUUUCACAAACGUUCAUAAUUUGGCCACAUUUGCACAUGUCAGCCAAGGCCUUGGGUGUCCUGCUGCUGGGGUUGUUGUUUUUCUUUCAAUGUUUUUAUCCAAUCAUGCUUGAAACUGAACUGUUGAAUGGGUAUACGCUUCAGUAGCCCUAUGUUACCCGUGAAUGUGCUCUUCUUCUUGUGGGUCCAUAUAAGUCUAUGGGGCCCAUACCGGCCAAGGUUGGGGUCAAUUUGAAUUGAAGUCAAUUCAGGAAGGGAUUUAAAUGUAAAAUUCAUAAAUGGAAAUAUAUAUAUAUAUAUAUAUAUAUAUAUAUAUAUAUAUAUAUAUAUAUAUAUAUAUAUAUAGCUUCUCCCUUUGUUUGUUGACAAGUUACUGAACAUAGAUGACCUGUUUUCAAUUAUUUAAUUGGAAUGUAUUAAUUUAAUUGGAAUUCCUGAAUUGACUGACUUGACUCCACCCUGUCCCAUAUACUUUUAGUUAGCUUUUAGCUUAAUUUAGCAUCAGAAUUUUAGUUAAAAGAUCUAUUUGUUGUUUUGUCAUGUCUAUAUGCUUGGACUUCAGUUAUAAUUGUGAUUUGGAACUAGAACUACUAUUUCACUGAGGAUGUUUGUUUUUUAAGUGUAGGCCUUUGAGAUUUUGUCAGUCAGUGUGCGGUGCAAAGCUUUCACAAGCCUCUGUCACUGUGGAGGGAAGCUAGCCUAGCAGCUAACGUUAACCUGCUUGCUAAUGCUAAUUUACCCAAUAAUCAGUCCUGUUAAAUUAAUCCUAUUUAUUUGUACUGGAAUUGUAUCUUUUCUUUCUGCUACUUGUGUUUUCUGAAACACGUUUGAGUGGGUUUUCUACAGUCUUGCCCAUGUUGACAUAAUAUGGAGAAUGCAGGGGCUGAAAGCCUGCAGGACUCACACGCCUCAACUAUAGACGAGUUUCACUCACUACUGCAAUUUGGAGUUAGGUUGACGUUAGAGGCUACAGGAGGAAGUUAUGUGGCUUACUUGAACUCUAAGGGAAUGUGAACCUUUCUAUGUUCCAGCAAAAUGUGACAAAUAACCCCAAUCAAAUUUUACACACGUUUUUUUUAAUGCCGUACCAGUAUUUUCAUUAAAAUGUAUGAUUUUUAUGAUUUCACACCAACAUGUUUGUAAUGUUUCCGGCAAUGUCAUUAUUUUACUAUUUCUGUUUUUGUUUCAAAUGGUCCUUCUGGCAUGCAUAUUUUUGUAUGAUUUAAUAAAUGUGUUUGAAUCCCACCUUGAUAUUUUAAAGUUCAUUUUAGUGUGUUUUUUUUUUUUUUCAGUUUUUCUGUUUUUUCUGUUUUCUGUGCCUUGGCGAAAACAACUAUAGCCCUCCAAGUCUAAAAUGCUAUACACACCAGCAGUCUACAGUUUUAACUUAUUGAGAGUGUAUAUCAUUGCAUUUAACAUUAAAACUGCUCUUGAACUCUUCAGAUCUUUACCGAAUCUAACUGGAAUGUUGAUUUAUCACUCUAACUCAAACUGGUUUUGGUGUCUUGGACAAAAAAGGGAGUUGCGUUAUCCUCAUAGUAAAGACACUGCCUCAUGGUUUGGAUGAAAACACUAGGUUUUUGUCUUGUUUUGGGGGGGAAAGCAAUACUUAGCUCUACUGCUAUCUGUAUAGAGGCCUGUAUUGCAAAUACAAGCAAAGAGCUUCAGUAGUUGUAAUGCUAGAAGUGUGUUGCAAUGACAGGUGAAGUGCUUGUUGAAAUCGUGUUGCCUUGCUGCCCCAUGUUAUAAACCAAUAAAGUACUAUAACCAAUGAAUACCUGUUUGUCAAAUUACCACAACUGAAACUAAGUGUUUUAUUGGUUAACAGGAGAUUUUGGGAUAGCACUUUAUGAUAUUGUUUCCACUGGUAUUCAUUUACUAGGAAAUUGUGUGGUAUCAAUUGGUACUUUUUUUAUACUUACUUUCAAAACAAUUGGUAAUUUCGUAUCUGGUUGGUACUAAAACGGUGCCUAGUGGUUUUAAUGAAUCCUAAACAAUCUGCAACAAUCAGUAAUUUAAAGUUAACUAGUUGGUUAUUAUUGUGUAAUUACCAUUUUACCAUAUAAUUCCCAAGUAAAUACCUGGUCAUGUCUGUGUGAUAAAUACUUUGAAAGUGCAGUUUUUGUGGCUAGGUUUGACUCUUCUGGUCACAGUUCAACCUGAGCAGGUAAAAGAGAGGUGAGGGGGUGGGUGAUUUGGGGAGGGUUCUUGUGUGGUAUGCAAUGCACCCUUUCACCCCUGAGAUCAGAGUUAAUGGAACCAAUCAGAAGAGACCCCCAGAAUGCAUUGUGCUUGAUCUGUGUGAGUUUGGUCUGUAUGCUCGCCCUCCGGUCAUUGUUCUGAACCAGUUUGUACUUGGUGAGUUGAGUGAAGUCAAGUGUGCUCUCGUUGCUGGCAACUGUGUUCCUUGCUGUACUAUGUCUGUCUGUAUAGUAUGGUUAUUGUAUUGUAUUUCUGUUGUAGCCAUUCUUUUUCAGCCUGUCAAGGAACAUCCAUCACACUCAUAACAAACCUGAUUGAAAAGUCACUUUCGGCUUCAGGGUGAUAAGGGGGUAAUAACUGUCAAAGUAGUUUUAAGUUAUUUAGUAAUAAGUCAAAAGUAGCCUCUUUUGAGCCAGUUCUGUUUUAAUAUGUUAAAUUGUAUACACUUUUGUAUACAUUGUAGCCAUUUUUGUAUGGGAAUGUGCUGGACUACCCUUGACAUGCUGUGCUCGCUUGUUGUGUGUUGCAGUGUGAUCUCACCUACAGUGACCUGUGUCUGUGCAGGGCUGGGCUAACAUAGGCCAGAUUGGAUUCAAACACACAUUAUAAUACCUGUGUGGGGUAGAUGUAGUCACGCAAUUCUAUUUCUAUGGUGGUGGCAAUUUUGGUCACACGCCAAUGGUGUUAUAUUUCCCCUAUUGGCACGAUGCUCAGACGAUAGGGCGUGUCUAAGUGACUCUUGACCUCUUAAUGGUCAAAAUAAUCGGUCUGAAACACCUCCCUGGCCCCAUAUGAACAGUGUGGUUCAGAUAUUCUCUGCCUCACAUUGGGUGUGUAUACAUUUGUGUUUAUAUCAAAACUAGCCUACAUAGCCCAUGUUUGUUGAUGACUGUGGGUUAGAAAAGGUUGCUACCUUUUUGUGGUAAAUAAUGCAAGUGACUUCAAUGGCUAAUUUCUCUGAAAGGGGGAAAAAACAUUAGAUUCACAGGAACACAUCACAUAGGAUGAAGAAGCAAUACUUCAAGCCGCAGCGCCAUACUACUUGUCAGACAUAGAGAACUGAUACUGUAUUCUGGUUGUUGGGGUGGGAUUUGUGUGCGGGGUCUGUGGCUGGCUUUUGACCAUUUUAUUGGAUUCCUCAUGUCUUACUCAAUAGUAGGAAGAAGUUGGGUCCAAAUCGAAUGUUGGUUACUAUAUUUAUUGAAUAUUAUAUGAAUCCUAUCAAUUAAAAGGGCCAAAGUGGGUGCAAUCAAUUAGCUUAAUUUCUCAGAUCAAAUUCCAUUUUAAGAAAAUGAUGUUGCAGCAAUGUACAUUUUAGCUGCUUCUAACUACAGAAACGAUUUCAGAACAAUCUGAGACGAUGGGUGUCAUGGCUUGCUGAAAUGACAUGGAACGACUGCUUUGCUCGCUGCUGUUCUGUUCAUUUCCGUAUGUUCUACUGCUACCUCAUUUCUUAUGUUAUUUUCUGAUCUAACUAGUUAUUGUCUGCUACUAAGUUGUGUGACACUGAUCUGCUAAAUGCCUGUGCUCUACUCUAUUCUACUUUGUUCAGUUCUGCUAACUAUGCUACUUACGGCUAUGCUGAGUUUUGCCCUGCUUUAUUCUGUUCUGAUUGGUGUUCUACUGUGAUGUGGAGCUCCUUUAUAUUCUGUUCUGUUUCGGGCAGUUGUGUCUCUGCAUUCUGCAGCCUCAUCAAAAUGCAUCUGAGAUGUUACAGAAAUACUGCACAACAUCCUCCCCAAGCUAAAAAAAACUAAAUUGGUAAUAACUCCAUAUUGCCAUUAACUAAUAAUGCAUUAAUUGAUUGUUUUACUGGUUUGUUGUGAAUGUGAAGCAAGGGUUUUAUGCUUUUGAUACCCCAGCACUGUUUACUGUUUUUAUUUUAUUUAAUUCACUCAUUUAAUUCACUCCAAUACAGUUGAGUAUCUAAAGCAUCUAAUUCCGAUCCAAACAGUGGUUCACAUAAUUAGACUUUGAAGUUUUGAUGCUCUACCCACUACCACCACCACCCAAAUGGAAAAACAAGAGACAAUUUACUGAAGGCAAUGUCACUAUGCCUUCAGUAAUGUUUCAGCACCCUCUUGUGGUUGAUUAUCUGAUUAUAUUAGAGAACGUUACUGCAGACCCAUAGCCUGCAAUGCAGCAGAAAAGCCACACAUAGUCUGCUAAAGCUUCAAGUUAGUAAACGGACCACAAGAUAAUUAUUUCUCCAAUCAACUCUUUAGAAAACACUGCCAGAAUCCAACCAUAGUAUCUGGUCUGUAGUCAAAGCUGGUAGCUCCUCAAACAUGACUCAAGGCUCCUUAAGAAGUAUUUUAUUGACUGGGUGGCAGAAUAGAGGACCUUGGCUAAUAAAGCUGUCAAUAUCCCCUGUAGCCUACAGCUCGAGCCAGGACUCCGGUCACGGUUUGCCUGGGGCUGGAGUUUACUCACUCUUAACUCCUAAAUCUUCUAAUACAGGUAGCUUAGUGGUUUAGAGCAUUGUGCCAGUAACCGAAAGGUUGCUGGUUCUAAUCCCCGAGCCGACUAGGUAAAACAUCUGCCGAUGUGCCCUUGAGCAAGGCACUUAACCCUAAUUGCUCCUGUAAGUCGCUCUGGAUAAGAGUGUCUGCUAAAUGACUAAAAUGUAAUACACUCACUACUAGCUAUUGGUCUUACUAACUGCUCACAGUGGUCUCACUGCACACAAAUGGUUAGUAGAACAUUUUUUUCAUUGAUAUUUUUUGGGAUGAUAUUUUGACAACAAUAAAGUCAACAGGUCAUAUGAUAGUUUUUAAUGUGUUAUUAUACGGCUAAUGAUAUAGGAUGUAGCCUUUUUUCAUGCUGCAAUUUUUCUCAAGACUGAAUAGAUGCUAUUCAGUCAAAGUCAUUGAGAGAUGCUUAGACAUUAUUAUAAGGGGUUAAUAAGUACUUCUGGCAAGUCUUACAAUGCAUAACAUUCUACAUAAUUAAAGUAAUACUGCCAUUGCUUUUGUAAGGAGUUGAUUGGGAUCUAGAAGUCCUGAUUGAUAUGUUUGGCAGACUCCGCUUCUCUUUUAGCUGGUGAAGGACUGUGGUAGGGUACAUAUCCCCACACCCCCUGCCUGUGUGUGUUUGCCAGUUUCCACAAACUGCUUUCCUCUUUCUCUCCAGGUCAAGUCUGUCAUCAAUCUCCUGUUUGCCGCCUACACCGGAGACGUCUCAGCACUAAGGAGGUACAGUACACAGCUCUCUUACACACAGAUUACACACACUGACAAACACACAUUGACACAAAAUAAAAAUGACUGUUUUUAAAUUAUGUUCAAUUCAUUAUACUUGAGGAAUUAUACAUUUGUUCCUAAUGAUCAAUCUGCUUUUGUAUCUCUGAAUGACUUCUGUCUUCCGUCUCUGUGACACUGCUGACCUUUCUGUCUGUGUGUGUGCAGGUUUGCCCUGUCCUCCAUGGACAUGGAGCAGAGGGACUAUGACUCCAGGACGGCUCUACAUGUGGCAGCAGCAGAAGGUGCGUCUCACAGCCUUCUUUUCCUGUCACACACAGGGACAGAUUGUGUGUGUAUGUCUGGGUCCUCUGGGAGUGAUUGGCAGACUCGGCCCCCUCUGUGUCGUAGGAGUUAAUUUGCUGUCCCUCGGCAGCUGCACUGCGUAGUGUGUGACGUCUUUGCUGCAGUGUGUGAGAGAGGAAGUGCGUAGGAGUGUGUGUGUGUUUGUUUCUCACGUAUCUCCGCCAUCUGCUCUACUUUCAGGACAUGCAGAGGUGGUGCGCUUCCUCUUGGAGGCGUGCAAGGUGAACCCUGUUCCCAGGGAUAGGUAAGCCCACAGAAACUUUGUCUGUCUGUCUUGUGUGUGUGUUUUGGGUGGGUAGGUGUGUUUAGGGUGGAUGAGAGACAGUAUCAUAUAGUUGAGUGAGAGUAAGCGUCUGCAAUGUACAGUCUAGAAUACAAUGUACACGUUUGUACCCUUUCAUUUUCACAACUGAAAACUCAUGUUAGCUCCCAGAACUAUGCCUUUGUAGGCCAGUCUAACCCCAGUCAGUCACGCUCAUUAUCUUCCCUGUAGGUGGGACAACACUCCAAUGGAAGAGGCCUUGCACUUUGGCCAUCACGACGUGGUCACCAUCCUCCAGGACUAUCAAAACAAGUACAACCCACAAGAGGCCUCCAAGAAGGUCAAGGAGACAACGGAGAACAACCUGGAUGGCCUGCUGUAG
Coregonus sp. 'balchen' is the source of this 13747-nucleotide messenger RNA. Lineage: Eukaryota; Metazoa; Chordata; Actinopteri; Salmoniformes; Salmonidae. The record is from the annotation of a GenBank genome assembly.